Molecule: messenger RNA, 1119 nt
Organism: Darwinula stevensoni
Lineage: Eukaryota; Metazoa; Arthropoda; Ostracoda; Podocopida; Darwinulidae
Source: the annotation of a GenBank genome assembly
AUGAUCUCCUCCAGGAUAGAUUAUAGCAGUCUAUCUGAAUCGACAUACGAAAACAACACGGAAUGCAUUCAAGACGCUUGUGGGGGAAGAGGGCCACAGGGUUUGUCAGCAGGAGGAAAGCCAUCCGCCAUCGGAAAGUGGCCGUGGGUGGCUGCCAUAUAUGACGUCACGAAUAAGCUCCUCAUUUGUGGAGGGGCUCUCAUUCGAGAACAAUGGGUUCUGACCGCUGCUCAUUGCCUCACCGAAGGCCGUACCGCACGACGUCGGGAUCAGAAAGACUUCCUCGUUUAUCUGGGAAAAUACUAUCGUAUUGAUUCCCUGGAUGAUAGAUUCGUGCAAAAGAGAGAGGUGUCUACGAUCAUCCUUCAUAAGGGCUAUACCAUGCAUAACUUUGACUCAGACAUUGCCCUGCUGAGACUAACUGAGCCGGUGGAGUUUACUAAAAGAGUGGAGUUGAUAUGUCUCCCGACAAAUCAAUAUUUUUCGGUGGCAAACCUCGAGGAUGGAAAAACAGGAUUGGUUGCUAGUUGGGGGGAAAAUGUCUCGGAUAAGCUGAGUGACAAUUUGAUGGAGAUCGAAAUUCCUGUUUUAUCGAAUGACAACUGUCACAAGAAUACCAUACAUCUCACAGGUGAACCUGAUACCACGCGAACCCUCAGCUAUAACUCUUUCUGUGCUGGAUUUCAUGGAAAUACUUCUUCCCAAGAUUUCCAAGCUGCAUGUCUUGGGGAUUCAGGCAGUCCCAUGGUCUUCUAUACCCAUGCCUUGAAGCAGUGGCAGAUCGAAGGAAUCAUCUCUGUGUGGACAAUCUGCACGAGCAAUUUCAACUGCGUGAACAACGCAGAGUGCGUGGACGGGACAUGUCGCUGUCGAGGCGGCUUCCUCACCCAUGGAGCCACCUGCAUAGAUGUGAACGAAUGCGAGGAGCCGAACGUGUGCGGGGUCCACGCCCUCUGCGUGAACCAGCCGGGCUCGUACGCGUGCAAGUGCGAGACGGGAUUCCUCGGAAAUGUUCAAUGUGUCCUCCUUUCUGGUUCACCACUACUUGCAGUGUCUCUCUUCACAUCAAAAUUGCCUUGGCAAUCCAAUCCUGGGGCAGCUCUUCCCAAGCAGCAUUGA